Molecule: messenger RNA, 1779 nt
Organism: Elgaria multicarinata webbii
Lineage: Eukaryota; Metazoa; Chordata; Lepidosauria; Squamata; Anguidae
Product: zinc finger protein OZF-like
Exons: 6
Coding region: 1-1578 (525 amino acids)
Biological process (GO): regulation of transcription by RNA polymerase II
Molecular function (GO): RNA polymerase II cis-regulatory region sequence-specific DNA binding; DNA-binding transcription factor activity
Source: RefSeq, a predicted model, not a curated record
AUGUCAGCCCAAGGGGCUGUGGACGUCUUUGGACCAGCGAAGGCUCCAUCGGGGACCGGACAGAGGACGCUGUUCAGGGGGACCCUGCAGGACGAGGACGGAGCUGCCGCCUCUCUGGGUAAUGGGGUGACACUCCGUGUUAGCAGGAGGACACGGGGGGCUCCUUCUCCUCCUCCUUCUCUUUGUGGUGGUCUGGAUGGAGCGUCUGGGCAGCCGGAACAGGCUCCAGUGACCUUUGAGGAGGUGGCCGUGCGUUUCACGGAGGCGGAGGGGGCUUUGCUGGAUCCAGGCCGGAGGGCUCUGCACAGGGCCGUUAUGGAGGAGAAUUACGGGAUUCUGGCCUCCCUGGGGCUUCCGGUUCCCAGGUGGGAUCUCAUCUCCUGGCAGGAAGAAGAGGAUGAUCCGUUUGUCCGGGGCCCUGAGGAAGGGGAGAGACCAGCAGCUGACAGGAGGGACAGCAAUGAAAAUGGCCAACAACAGCACUGGCCGAAAACGCCUCUUUCUGACUUCCAUGAACUGGGCAUACUCAAAGACUGUUUUGAAGGAAACAAAAGAAUCAUUGAGAAUGGAGAGAAAGCGUCGAAAUGCUCUCAGUGCGGAAAGCACUUCAGUCAGCGGAUAAACCUUGCUGAACAACACAUUAUUCACACAAAAGAGGAAAAAAGUAAAUGUUUGGAGUGCAAAAACCAAUUCAGCUGCAGUUCAGGCCUUAACGGGCAUCAAAGUGCUGCCACAGGAGAGGAGCCCUAUGCAUGCUCAGAGUGUGGCAAGAACUUCAACCACAGCUCCCACCUUAAACAACAUCGAAGAAUCCACUCAGAGUGUGGGAAGAGCUUCAGGUACAGUAUAGAUCUUUAUGUCCAUCAAAGAACUCACACAGGACAGAAGCCCUAUCAGUGCUCAGACUGUGGGAAGAGCUUCAGGGAGAGAUCUUACCUUAACUCACAUAAAAGAAUUCACACAGGGGAGAAGCCCUAUAAAUGCUUAGACUGUGGGAAGAACUUCAGGCACCGUACCGGUCUUUACGGCCAUCGAAGAACUCACACAGGGGAGAAGCCCUAUCAAUGCUCAGACUGUAGAAAGAGCUUCUCUCAGAGUUUCCUCCUUAAGGCUCAUCAGAGUAUUCACACAGGUGAGAAGCUCUAUGAAUGUUCAGAGUGUGGAAAGAGUUUCUGUAAGAGGACCAACCUUAAACAUCAUCAAAUAAUUCAUACAGGAGAGAAGCCCUAUGUCUGCUCAGAGUGUGGAAAGUGCUUCAGUCACAGAUCUCACCUUAACUCACAUCAAAGAAUCCACACAGGGGAGAAGCCCUAUAAAUGCUCAGACUGUGGGAAGAGCUUCAGGCACCGUAACGGUCUUUACGGCCAUCGAAGAACUCACACAGGGGAGAAGCCCUAUCAAUGCUUAGAGUGUGGCAAGAGCUUCAGUUGGAGUGCCAACCUUAAAAAACAUCAAAGAAUUCACUCAGGAGAGGAAAAGACCUAUAAGUGCUCAGAAUGCGGAAAGAGCUUCUGUCGGAGCUUUGAACUGAACUUUCAUCAAAGAAUUCACAAAGGGAGAAGCCCUUCCAACACUUAGAUGCGAGGUCACCCCGUAUUCUUGCCUGGUCUUGGAGUACAGGGUUGUAUGAAUAAGCCGGAGCUCCAGACAGGCUCCAGCCUCUCAUUUGCCUAAAGAGAAAGAAGGAAGAAGAGGCUUCUGGGAUGCUGGUGGGCAGGUCCUGCUGACGGCUCGUUCCCCCUUCUCACCUGCUUGUGCUUUUGCUUGCCCUGUGCUGGU